Messenger RNA from Schistocerca gregaria, 1070 nucleotides. RefSeq lists its product as uncharacterized. The record is from RefSeq and is a predicted model, not a curated record. Bases 175 to 732 code for a protein of 185 amino acids. Lineage: Eukaryota; Metazoa; Arthropoda; Insecta; Orthoptera; Acrididae. The transcript is spliced from 3 exons.
AUGUGGUAAACACACCGCUUGCCCGACAGUUGUCAGUUCUCAGUCAAGUAGCUCCUCAGUUGGUCUCACGAGGGCUGAGUACAGCUCUUUCGCCAACAGCUUUCGGCAGACUCGUGUUAGCCAAUACCGACGGUUUGGUGAUCUGACGGAAACCGGUGUUCACAUAAGCCAAUUAUGCAGACACACAAAAUCGUUGGCGCAGUGACAAUAUCAGCGCACGAUUUUACGUUUGUGGCGCAGUACACAUCAGAGUUUUGGCUGAGUUUGUUGGAAAUUUUGAUCACCUCAAUGAAGAAUAUCCACUUAGACGAAGCGAACAAAGGCAACAACAUGGACGUGGACAUCGCUGAUGCGUCCGUACCGUCACCGGAGGCGCGCAGCCGCCAGUUCAAGCAGUGCGGCGACGAGGAGCGGCUGUCAGUGCUGCAGGAGGCCCAGGCGAGCAGCAAGAAGCUGAAGACCGGCCAGCGCAUGCGGCAGCACGUGCGCGAGAUGACGCCGUACGACUGGAGCUGUCAGCGUCGCUUGCGGAAGACGCUCGAGGAGGCGGCGGUGUCGCGGAGGGAGGAGCGCCAUAAGGCGAAGGACCUGCAUCAGGCGGUACCGCCGAGCCGCCCCGCCGCCAACGGCUACAGUGGACGCGCCAGCAUCUGGGCCCCGGGGGGGUUCAACCCGCUGCUCGACCUGAGCCACCUGCUCAACAGCCCCGAGUGGCAACAGGACGGGGCUUAGCCCGGCGGCGACGGAGCCCUCACGCAAGAACGUCAGCCCUAUGGUCAGCUCUGAACUCCGCUUCCUGCACUGAGUUUGACCACCUCCGUCUCAGACCUUCCAACUGUCCCUACUCCUUCAAAACAAAACAAAACAAAGAGAAAACCACCUCAGCUACUGUCACUCUCGGGUCACCUUACCCAAAUACUAAUAUUCUGAUUAACUUGUUGAGCAGCAGCACAGUAAGACACAAGUCCCAAUGACAACGAAUGCAUAGUUGCACAUAAUAUUUAAACAGUGUUACAUAGUGCUGAUAUGUAUGAAAAUUAACUCAUACGAAUAAAACAGAUUUAUAAAAA